AUGAGCGCGGCGGCGGCGGUGGCGGCCGAGGUGGAGGAGGCGGUGGCGCGGCGCUACGAGAUCAAGCGGCGCCUCGGCAAGGGGGCCUACGGGAUCGUGUGGAAGGCCGUCGACCGCAAGACCGGAGGGAUCGUGGCCGUCAAGAAGAUCUUCGACGCCUUCCGGAACCGCACCGACGCCCAGAGAACUUUCCGAGAAAUAAUGUUCCUUCAGGAAUUUGGAGAACACCCAAACAUCAUUAAGCUCCUGAAUGUCAUCCGGGCUCAGAACGACAAGGACAUUUACCUGGUUUUUGAAUCCAUGGAGACAGAUUUGCAUGCUGUGAUUAAGAAGGGGGAUUUACUGAAAGAUAUUCACAAGUGUUACAUCUUGUAUCAGCUCCUGAAAGCCACCAAAUUCAUCCACUCCGGAAACGUCAUUCACAGGGACCAGAAGCCUUCCAACAUCCUGCUGGAUGCAGACUGCUUUGUUAAGCUGUGUGACUUUGGCCUGGCGCGUUCCCUGUGCCAAAUCCACAAGGAUCAUGGCAACCAAGCACUUACUGAGUACGUCGCAACUCGCUGGUAUAGGGCCCCUGAGAUUCUGCUUGCUUCUCGCAGCUACACCAAGGGUGUAGAUAUGUGGAGCGUCGGCUGCAUUCUGGGGGAAAUGCUGCUCGGGAGGCCCUUGUUCCCAGGCACGUCCACAGUCAACCAGAUCGAGCAGAUCUUGCACGUCAUUCCUCCUCCGUCCCCAGAAGGAAAUUGUUGGACUCUUCCUUGCAGUAACAGUUGGGUUGUUUCUGAUUGCAGAUGUCGCAGCCUUGCAUUCGGACUACAGAGCCUCGAUUAUCAGCCGCCUGAGCUCCCAGCCCUGGACCUGUUGAAAAGGCUCCUGGUCUUCAACCCUGAUAAGCGGCUGACAGCAGAGGAAGCCCUGGAGCAUCCCUACGUCCACAGGUUCCACUGUCCAGCCAAAGAGCCUGCUCUGGACUACAACGUGAUCCUCCCCCUGGAUGACGACUUGCAGCUCUCUGUGGCGGAGUAUCGCAAUAAGCUGUAUGAGAUUAUUUUGGAAAGGAAGGCAAAUAACCAGCGUCAGAAGCAGCAGCUCCAAAGCAAGACUCUUCAGCCCAGUUCCUCACAGCCCCACCUCCCUCCUGAAUCUCCAUGUAAGAUGGAGGGAGUGCCCCAGCCCCUUCCGCCAAGGGGCUCUCCCAUGCCAUCAGGAGCUGUGGCUCCUUGUGAAGCUUCCCACCACAGUGCAGGUGAAACCAGAGGUCGCUGCCCAAGGUUGACAAUGAGUUCCACACUGUGCAACCCUGUUGCCUACACCUCUGCCAACAGUAGCCUCCUCUGGCAUCCUGGCAUCCUGGCACGGAAUUGUUCUGCUCCGUUCUCUUCCCAUCAAGCCCCCUCCUCCCUCAACAGGAGGCCGGCAUCCUGGGCACCAGCGAGCCAUCCUACCCUUGCGGCAGGCACGAAAGAGCUCCCUGGCGCAUUGAAAGGCCCCGUGGGCCAAAGGCAGUCCACAUUCCACGUGAGGCCACUCUCGCUGUCUGGCCAGGCCCAAGAAGCUGCUCUCAACCACUUCCUAAUUCGGAAGGAGUCCUCUCCCAGCAAGGCCACAGCUGAGCACCCGAAUUCAAAGACUUCUGAGGCUCACAGCAAGGAAGUCCACCCCAUUCCAAAACCGAGUAGAAAGAUGUUCCAGGUCACAGCAAACGUGGGAGCAGCUGGUGAUCCUCGGGCCUGCCUGGGGAGUUACUCCCAGUCCUAUGGGACCAUCUGCAAGUCUGCCCUUCAGUGCCUGCCUCUGCCGAGUUCCUGCCCUCCGGCACUGGCCCCAAGUGUGCAGAAGCAAUGACAGGUCCAACCCCAAGAGCAUC
This is a messenger RNA of Euleptes europaea (tarantolino), 1867 nucleotides long. RefSeq names its product mitogen-activated protein kinase 15 (gene MAPK15). Gene Ontology annotation, biological process: intracellular signal transduction; protein phosphorylation. Gene Ontology annotation, cellular component: nucleus; cytoplasm. Gene Ontology annotation, molecular function: ATP binding; MAP kinase activity. Bases 1 to 1845 code for a protein of 614 amino acids. The transcript has 15 exons. The record is from RefSeq and is a predicted model, not a curated record. Lineage: Eukaryota; Metazoa; Chordata; Lepidosauria; Squamata; Sphaerodactylidae.